Anguilla rostrata (American eel) is the source of this 3527-nucleotide messenger RNA. It is a transcript of the gene dbh, whose product is annotated as dopamine beta-hydroxylase (dopamine beta-monooxygenase). Gene Ontology annotation, biological process: octopamine biosynthetic process; norepinephrine biosynthetic process; dopamine catabolic process. Gene Ontology annotation, cellular component: secretory granule membrane. Lineage: Eukaryota; Metazoa; Chordata; Actinopteri; Anguilliformes; Anguillidae. Bases 128 to 1969 code for a protein of 613 amino acids. Gene Ontology annotation, molecular function: copper ion binding; dopamine beta-monooxygenase activity. The record is from RefSeq and is a predicted model, not a curated record. The transcript has 12 exons.
AGAGAAUGGGAUGACCACAUCCAGGCAGAGUCAUAGGAGGAAGAAACCCCAGAAGGAUAAGUAAAGAUAAGAAGGCAGAAGAUCACCUGCUCAGAGAAAGUUCAGAGGAGGAAGGGAAGCCAAGGACAUGAGACUACUCAACAGAAGCCUCAGUCUGCAGGACAUGACGCUGAUGUAUCUUACCAUGCUGGCGACUUUAGUGGUGAUCUUAGUGGCGUCAUAUCAGGCGGGCAGCUCCUCUGGGGUAAAACUACCAUACCACAUUCCCCUGGACCCCAAAGGCGACCUGCAGCUGUCCUGGAACAUCAGCUAUGCCCUGCAGGAGCUCUACCUGGAGCUGCAGGUGAGGGACCUGCAUGAGGGUCUCGUUUUUGGCAUGUCCGACCGCGGGGAGCUCUUCAACGCUGACCUGGUCGUCCUUUGGAAUGAUGGACACAAAUCCUACUUUGGGGAUGCCUGGAGUGACAGCACUGGUCAUGUGACACUGGACAGCCAGCAGGACUACCAGUUAAUAGAGGCGAGACACACCCCUGAGGGAUUCUUCCUGCUUUUCAAGAGGCCCUUCAGCACUUGUGACCCCAGAGACUAUGUCAUAGAGGAGGGCACAGUCCAUCUGAUUUUUGGAUUACUGGACAAGCCACUGACCUCCCUCGAGCAACUCAACCUCUUCCUCAUCCACUCUGGAAUACAACGGGUCCUUCUCCUCCGGCCGGACAGCCCCUCCAUCUCACUGCCCAAUGAUGUACGGACCCUGGAGGUCCUGGCCCCGUCAGUCACCAUCCCUGAACAGGAAACCACCUACUGGUGUCAUGUUUACCAGCUGCCUCGUGACAUUCCCAAGAACCACAUCGUUAUGUACGAGUCUGUGAUCACCCCUGGCAACGAGGCCAUCGUUCACCACAUGGAGGUGUUUGAGUGCGCCCCUCAGCUGGAGACCGUGCCCCAGUACAGCGGCGCCUGCGACUCCAAAAUGAAGCCCAGGAACCUGAAUUACUGCCGCCACGUGCUAGCUGCUUGGGCCAUGGGGGCAGAGGCUUUCUACUAUCCCCCUGACGCUGGACUGCCUUUUGGGGGACCACAGUCCUCCAGAUUCCUUCGUCUGGAGGUGCACUAUCACAACCCACUCCUAAUCUCAGGUCGCCAGGAUUCUUCCGGGAUCCGUCUGUACUACACGCCCACUCUGAGGAAGUAUGACGCUGGGAUCAUGGAGCUGGGCCUGGUCUACACCCCAAUCAUGGCCAUCCCACCCAGAGAACCGCACUUCCAGCUGACAGGAUACUGCACAGCCAAGUGCACCCAGACAGCCCUGCCCCAAGGAGGGAUCUUCAUCUUUGCAUCCCAGCUGCACACUCACCUGGCAGGGCAGGGCGUGAGGACCGUGCUGGUGAGAGGGGGCCAGGAAGUGGAGAUCGUGCAGGAGGACAAACACUUCAGCACCCACUACCAGAUAAUCCGAACACUGAAGAAGAUGGUGAAUGUGUUACCUGGUGAUGUCCUCCUGACCAGAUGUACAUACAACACUGAUGACAGGAAAACAGUCACUGUGGGAGGAUUUGGUAUUGAGGAGGAAAUGUGUGUGAACUACGUCCACUACUACCCCCGAACUCAGCUGGAACUGUGCAAGAGCCAUGUGGACCCAGGGUACCUGCAGAAGUACUUCAACUUCAUUAACAGGUUUCAGGGAGGCGACCCCUGUGACUGUGGGCAGGCCAGCGUGACCGAACAGUUUGCCUCCCUGACCUGGGACACCUUCAGCGCAGAGGUGCUGAACUCCCUCUACAACACCGCCCCCAUCUCCAUGCACUGCAACCAGUCCACAGCCCAGCUCUUUCCCGGGGACUGGGAGAGACAGGAGCUGCCCCAGGUCACUGCUCAUCUCCAGAGGCCCCCGUACCCCUGUGAGAGUGCUAGGAGUCCUGUGGCCCGUUCCGACUCGCCCACCGAAGUGCGACCCAACAGCAGGGCCUGAGUUCCCGCCCACAGGGCAUGAGUUCCCGUCUACAGGGCCAGAGUCCCCGCCCACAGCGCCAUAGUCCCCGCCCACAGAGCCAGAGUCCCCACCCACAGAGCCAGAGUCCCCGCCCACAGGGCCAGAGUCCCCGCCCACAGCGCCAGAGUCCCCGCCCACAGCGCCAGAGUCCCUGCCCACAGGACCAGAGUCACCGCCCACAGCGCCAUAGUCCCCGCCCACAGCGCCAGAGUCCCCGCCCACAGAGCCAGAGUCCCCGCCCACAGAGCCAGAGUCCCUGCCCGCACAGCUUCCAGCAGCGAACUUUUAACUCGUCUGGGCUCCUGGGUGAACCGAUCUCUGCAGAUUAAGUUCCCAGCUGAUGUCAAUGCCUCAGUCCUUCCCCACAACCCUACUCAUGCAACACACAUUUACAGAAGCCAUAAAUAACAAUGCAACAUUGUCCAAUCAAAAGCAUUUAUUUCCCACAAGCUGUAAAUAUGGCAAUUUAACAGUUAAGACUUUAAAUGGGGAGACGCUUAUGUCUCAUUGCAACGGAAAAGCUAAUUAAGCUUGCAUUGUCAUGCAUUGUAUGCUUUACAACAGUAAUUUAUACAAAAAGUCACCUGAUUUGCUUCCAAUAAUACCAAAUGCAGUUUUUAAACACAUUUCAAACUGGGGUUCCAAAUAUGUAGUAAAAUAUGGUUUACAACUAUGGAUUAAGACUCAAAUCUCACUCAAAUAUAACAAACUCAACCACUGGCAAUGGCAUAGGAAGCACACAGGCUCAACUUUGAUCUCCUCUUUCAAUGAAUAUGCCUUUGCAAUUUUAAACACAAUCACCCCAUUCCCAAUAGCAGUGAGCCAUGAUCUAAUUUAAUAGUAUUGAAUUGUAUUGUAUUGAAGAAUAGUAUUGAAUACCUCUGUACCAGAUGUCUCAUUAACAUUUUCUAAAUGUAAUAGAACUAAGUCACAAACAUCCAUCAUAAGCUCAAAUCUAGCCUUGAAUAAUAUUUUAACAUUGAAAGUAAAAAGUGUCGGAACACAACAAGCUGAGAAAUCAUUCUGAUAAAUUAUAUAUUAGUAAUUUAUCUGUGAAAUUAUGUUUCUUUACGCAUUUGUACUAAUGUCUAUGGGCUCAUACUGACUCAUUUGUUAAGGGGAGAAGCAUUUAGAAACUGCUUUAUGUCCUCUUAGAUAAAACACUGAUCUUGGCACUCAUAGUGGCAUAUCACCUUUAAAAUGGCUGGCCUCCAGCACAAACAUAUUGCAAACACUUUUGCAGUAACUAGAACUACUUCCUUUGCCCUCACGAGCUAGCAUGCACCAAAACAAAAAAAUUAAUAUGAGGUCUGCUGCCUUCUGAACCAAUCCUGAUACAGAUAUGGGACAAAAGAACUAGCACAAAAAUGAUUUUAUAUAAUAGCUUUAGGUUUUAUAAAAUCACCCUUAAAAGCAAGAUUAGUAACAUUAUGGAAAAAAAAACUUUUAAAUUAGUUUUGACUGAUAAAAUAAGACAUUGCUACAAAAUUAUCAGUUUGUUAAAAUUAAAACGAUUCCACAAUCUCCAAAUUCAUGU